Molecule: messenger RNA, 2541 nt
Organism: Lineus longissimus
Lineage: Eukaryota; Metazoa; Nemertea; Pilidiophora; Heteronemertea; Lineidae
Product: oocyte zinc finger protein XlCOF6-like
Exons: 2
Coding region: 1-2541 (846 amino acids)
Biological process (GO): regulation of transcription by RNA polymerase II
Cellular component (GO): nucleus
Molecular function (GO): sequence-specific DNA binding; DNA-binding transcription factor activity, RNA polymerase II-specific
Source: RefSeq, a predicted model, not a curated record
AUGGAGUCUGGGAACAUGGAAGAUGAUUCCAAGGAUAGCCCUACUCUCAUCUUGACCAGCGAGGACUGCUCUAAAACGAAUACACAAUCUCCCUCCCCAGUAAAAAUAAAAACAGAAGUAAGGAGCCUCAGUAAUUCACUCCCAAGCUCUCAGUCUCCGCGUAAAAUUGCAAUAUCCGCCGAAGAAUUUGAACGAUUGAAAGCACGGAAUAUUCUUAGUGUGAAAUCUGUGAAAUUGAAUGUUGCCACUGAAGGAGUCGAGAGCCCUUUUGGUGCGAAGGAUGCGUUUCUAAUCAAAGUUGAGCCAAAUUGCCCCAUACGAAUGCUGAAUGUUGAUGGCGUCCUCCAGAUUGAAACGCUUGAAGAAAGCGCUGCUCAACGAAAAAAAUCGGCACUUAAUAUCCUAAAGGCGGUCAAGAAAAUGGUGGAUGAUAGGUCAGCCAGAGAUCUCGUAUACGAGAAAGUUGCAUCACAUGUUAAGGCGGCGUUCCCGAGCCUUCAGGUCAGAAAAUUGACUUGGGGUGACCGGCAGUAUGAAGGAACGCUGGAGAUCACGCGUCGUCAAGCAGACGUCUACGGAAACGAAUGUCCAAAAACUGGUGCACAGGUUCUCCUGUUUGCUAAAUCAAUGAGAGCUGAAUUGCGAGUGUUAGAGGUUGAGGAAUCGUUAAUUUCAAAGUCCGUUCAUGAGAAAGUUGGCAGAAUCGGCGGAAUAGAUUUUGAAGAAUUCGACAAAAUGUUGUCGCAUUUGUCUGCGGAAUAUUCCUAUUGUGCCGGAAUUCCUGUGGACGAGGUUGAAGACGAAUGUCCUUUAGCGGUGUUGAAGCGUUUGCCUGAGCACCUGGUGAAAGGGAAGCUGGGAUAUCGGUCCGUUGAUUGUGCGCGUUGGUUCGACAGAAUGGAUUCUGCUGGUGCGUUCAAGCCAGGGGGUGUAGAAAUUGGGAAUCGGUGUGAGGCCUGCUGUGAGGCUUUAAAAAGAGGGACUAGUCGGUCCCAGACCUCCGUGGAAACUUCUCACGAUUUUGGCGACUCGUUAGAAUUGUUGUCAACAGAGGAACUACAAACUCGAAUCCGAGAUCUGAAUGCCAAGACGAGAAAUCUGCUGCAUGUUAAGCGGAGAAAAGAAAAAGAGGAGAAGAGAUUUGCCGAGGAAGCUGCCAAGUAUUUCUGGUGUAAUCUCUGCGGCGAGAAAUUCGACAGUAAUCCGGCUCUUCUUGCCCACAAGUCCACACACCAGCGAAACUAUAAGUGUGCGAUUUGCGAUAAAAGCUUUUACACGACGCAAAUGUUGAAGGGUCAUGAGAGAAUUCAUUCCGAGGAAAGGCCGUAUAAAUGUUCGGUUUGUGAUAAAGGUUUUUUGGGGCAGUUUGCGCUGAAGCAACACACAUAUGUUCAUAGUGAUGAAAAGCUCUUCAAAUGUGAAGAAUGUGAUGCUCGGUUCAAGACCAACUCGACUCUUAAAUCGCAUGUGAAGCGGCGACACUUAGAAUUGCAACAUAUGUGCGAAUAUUGCGCGCGAUCUUUCGCCGAUAAAUCGCAUCUGAAAAUGCAUAUUAUGACUCACACGGGCGAGAAACCGUACGAAUGUCUUCACUGCGGUUGGCAGUACGCGCAGAAGGGCGGUUUGAAGAAACACGAAUUAACGCACGUCAAGGGCAGACAGAAGGGUGACAAUUUCACUUGUGCAAUCUGUGACCAGUCGUUCGAAAACUCCAACCUCUUGAAUGAGCAUCAGUCGAAGCAUUCCGUCAAGCCUUGGGAACGCCCGUACAAAUGCGAGAAUUGCCCAUUAACAUUUCCAAACCCGCGGCGCUUGAUGAUACAUGAGGCUACCCACAACGAUGAGAAGGAAUUUGUAUGUGAUCUUGGCGAUUGUGGGAAAGUAUUUCGCGUCAGAGCAAAUUUGAAAAAACAUAUGUGUUUACAUUCGAACGAGUUACCUUUUCAGUGUCAAUAUUGCUCGAAGACUUUCAGUCAGCGUGGUUACGUUAAGAUACACGAGCGUAUUCACACUGGAGAAAAACCGUACAAGUGUGGAGUCGAAAACUGUCGGAAGUCGUUUGUGCAAAAGAGCGGUCUGACAUCUCAUCAGCUGUCGAUUCAUGCUAAGGAAACACCGUUCAGGUGUGAACACUGCAGAAAGAUGUUCUCUUCGCCUCCGGCGCUGCGGGAUCACGUGCGGACGCACACGGGCGAGAAACCGUACAAAUGUCGACACUGUGACGUGUGCUUCACGAAUCUCGGUCAACGUCACAGUCAUGAGUUACGGCACACGGGAACGAAACGAUUCGCGUGCGACCACUGCGCGAAACGGUUCAUACUAAAAUCGGACCUCGUCAAACACGUGCGUACGCACACUGGCGAAAGACCAUUCAAAUGUAGCCACUGCGAUGCGCGAUUUUCGCAGCAGAGCUCGAUGAAAAGUCACGAACGCCAGCACACUAAUGUCAAUGAAAGUCUAUUCAAGUGCGGCAAAUGUUCAAAAACAUUCAAGCAGAAGGUGACGUUGAAACAACACCUACUAACAAUUCAUAAAUGCUAA